This is a messenger RNA of Notodromas monacha, 2245 nucleotides long. Lineage: Eukaryota; Metazoa; Arthropoda; Ostracoda; Podocopida; Cyprididae. The record is from the annotation of a GenBank genome assembly.
AUGGAAGGUGUAAUUGUAGACCUGGAAGAAACUCUGGGAAACACUGAAGCUGAGACAUGUUACGGGAGGAUACACGAUCUGGAAGGUGCUACUCCGACGAUGUGUCACAUGGCAUUGAAGCAGUUGGUCGACUUGGGACUCAUUCGACACAUUGUUUCGCAGAACUGCGAUGGGUUGCAUUUGAGAAGCGGCGUCCCGCGACGGAAAAUGUCUGAAGUCCACGGGAACAUGUACAUUGAGGCAUGUCUCAAAUGCCGACCACCGGUGGAAUAUGUUCGUGAUUUCGACGUGACAGAAAAAACCGGUCGGUUCAACCACAAGACUGGCAGGAAGUGCUACUACUGUGGAAAUGAUCUGAAAGACACAAUAGUGCAUUUCGGAGAGCGAGGGAAGAUCAUGUGGCCGUUGAAUUGGAGAGGAAUUGAUGCCAUCAUGGACGAUGUGGAUUUGAUUCUCUGUCUCGGAUCCAGUUUGAAGGUGCUCAAGUCUUAUGAACGACUUUGGGCAAGAGAAAGGUCUGCUAAGCAGAAACCCGAUUUAUUCAUUGUCAAUCUCCAGUGGACCCCGAAGGACAAAUGCUGUUCCGUGAAAUUACAUGCUCGUUGUGAUGAUUUUAUGAAGUUGGUCAUGGAGAAACUCCAAGUGAAUAUUCCGCCGUAUCCCUCUCAAUGGGGUGAUCCCUUGCGUCGCACUGCGACUCCGUUGCAUCCCUGGGAAAAAGUUACCUCUGUCAAGGCCAAUAACUGGUACGAGAAACAAAUUGAAGUGGAGGUGAAGAAGUCGUCGUUGAAGACGGAAAAUGACGUUUCUUCGAGUGCGGAAGAUUCAACGUCUGCCUCUUGGACCCCGAGUGGGUACUUCAAACAUGUCGCCUUGUUCCGAUCCGUUCCCGAAGGCGUGAAUCCCUACGAAGGCGUGGAGUUUCCUGCCAAAACCUCGGUGACGAAGGAACAACAACCAUCGUCGAUACCUAGUCUUCCUCAGCCUGGUUGGUACGGCAGGUACCUGAAGAAGAUACCAACGACGAAACGUAGUAGAAGACGAGGAAAAGGUCUUCGUUGCGCCGUCGGCAGUACCGCGAAACCCGAGGAAACAUCGCAAAUCAUUCAGCUCAAGAUUGAGUCGGUCUCUGAGCUUUUGCCCGAUUCCGAUGAUUGCGUGGAGAAAAUUGAAAAUCCUUUGAUUUUGUCGCAGGAUCAGGACGCGGUUAUUUUCGUCGACACUUGAACAAAAAGAAAAAGCUCGGAUUUAUUGUCUCAAAGUAAAAUCUCUUUACAACCAAACAAACACCGGUAAAACAAUUUUUUUUUUUUAGAAGUGCACUCUCUAUAACGAUCUUGUCCAGAACGAUUUUCACUGUAUAACGGAUUUUUGUUCUGUCCUAUAAGGUCCUUUCUCUGUUUUUCUGCAUUGUGGUUCUCUAUGAGGAAAUUCCCUCUUCAGCGAUUUUUUUUUCUGGUUUUCUUGAAUUUUUGUAGAGCAAGUCCAUCUGAAAAAUGAUCUUAUUUUCCAGUCUCAAAAGGAAGCCCAUGGAGUAAAUGUUGAAAUAAUCUUAUAAAAUACUUCUCCAUUCCAGUAUUACAACUUUUUUGAUGAAUUUAAAAAUUACAAUACAUUUCCUUCAGUCUGAAAUUUCUGAUCCCAAAUUUGGCGGACUGAUUCUUAUUGUAGCAUGAAUGCAAGCUGUACUCAGUGAUAAACAUGCUUCCGAGAGGUUCCACACUUCAUCCUCCCACAAUGAAGAGAUUUUCACAUCAUCUGCCUAGAGUAAAGCGAUUGGUGCAACUGAUGGAAUGCAUGGUUGAAGCUAAUUUUUCACUAGAAGGACUCUCAGGUUUUCAAAAAUGAUGAAAAAAAUUGGAGAAUUGGAGAAAAUCAAGAUCUAUGAUUGAUUACAGGCAUGUCUAAUGUGAAAAUAUUUUCUGGUGAUUUUAAUUCUGAAAAUCUUGUUAUAAUACAUUAUUCAGUCUAAUGAACUGUUUCUGAAGUCCCCAAAAAGUUUGUUAUACUGUAUUGAGAUUUUACUGUUGGUACAGAAAGGCGUGAUCGAAAUGGGAAUGCGUAUCACGUAGAUUUCGUUUUUUACUUCUGCUAUUCCGAAAUUCGUGAUCUCGCAGCAUUUUACGCGGUAUAUUUUGAGACGAAUGCAAUAAGCACGCGUUUGUGUGGGGUGUGGAACAAAAGCAUGUUUUCCAGUUUGGUGUGUAAAAAAAAAUUAGCAUCUGCGUGGAAUUAUUUUAUGAAA